Alternaria triticimaculans is the source of this 3543-nucleotide messenger RNA. RefSeq lists its product as uncharacterized. Gene Ontology annotation, molecular function: phosphorelay sensor kinase activity. The record is from RefSeq and is a predicted model, not a curated record. The transcript has 10 exons. NCBI's taxonomy places the organism in Eukaryota, Fungi, Ascomycota, Dothideomycetes, Pleosporales, Pleosporaceae. Gene Ontology annotation, biological process: phosphorelay signal transduction system; phosphorylation. The coding region runs from base 1 to 3543 and encodes 1180 amino acids.
AUGGACGAAUAUUCGAAGGGAUGUCGAAAUCCGAUACGACCCAUUUUCUGCAAUGCGGCACUUCGUGAGCAACACCAACUACUGGAGAAGGUAAUUGGCACGUCACCAACCGAUCGCGACUCGGUGGAUGGUAGUGCAACGCAUGACGAGUUUCGAAUAUGGGCGACAAUCCUCAGCAGAUUCAACGAUUCCAGGGACAUCUUUCCGAUUACCAUCGAGUUCGAGGACUUGUUGUGGUUUGGUGUUUCGAUCCGUCCCAAUUGGCGACUGAUUAGCGCACACAAGCUGUUCCGGAAUGAAGAUGUUCCCGAAGGGGAUCCGCUGUGUGCAUCAGCGCCGCGACUCGAGAAAGAAGGACACAGCGAUCUCACUGCCGACGCAGCGAAGCGUUUAGCUUCCGCAGAGGCAAUACCGACGCGGGAGAUUAUUGAAGACGUGCAACAACCCAAGUUCCCGUUUGUUUCCCUCGGCCAGGACCGUGACAAGAAUAGCAAGUCGAGCAUCUCAGCGAUCACUCUGUCUACGCCUGACUCGUCCGUACCUGACUGGACAGUACCGCACCCCAGAGGUGCUCUCUCGGAUCAUCUACAGUUUAUACGGGGCAUCGACUGGGCAAAUACACCAUUAGGAGCUAUGAACAGAUGGUCGAUCCAGUUCCGAGAGAUCGUCUGUUUGGUCAUGCGCAACCCUCACCCGUCUUCUGUCUUUUGGGGCGAGGACCUGACCAUGCUUUACAAUGAGGCCUAUCGAGACGACGUGACGGGCGAUAAACAUCCGGCUUUGAUGGGAACCGGUUUCUCAGGCCCCUUCGGUGAAAUGUGGCAUGCGGUUGGUCCUGUAAUUCGCGAAUGUGCUCGGACAGGCCAUGCGCAGCUAAACCACAACCAGCCGCUACCCAUCAUGCGUUACGGUUACAUGGAAGAGUCUUUCUUUACUUGGUCUUUUGUUCCGGUCUUUGGUGGAACAGAGCGGGUCUUGGGGUCGAAACUCAGUGGGCUUGAGCCAAAGAUACUGGAACUGCUGACUGAGAUGCGAACUGUAGUCUAUCUCAACGCUUUUGAUACCACGGUUGAGUCGAUCAGCAGUAGAAGAAUGUGGUUACUGCGAUCCCUCGGGGAGCGUAUGAACGCCACACGUACUGUUAAAUUCUGGAUAAGAGUGCUGGAAGGCCUGAAUCACAACGAAUACGACGUACCCUUUGCGCUUCUAUAUACCGUUACCGAGGCAGACGACAUUGAAAAUGGUUCCUCGCAUUCAGAUGCAACGCCAACGUCUGUCAAGUCAUGCGUGUUCGAAGGAUCUAUCGGCGUGCCGAGAGGGCAUGCAGUGUCUCCCGAAAAAUUCAGCUUCAAGAACUACGAUGGUAUCUUGACACCUGCUUUUCGAGCAGCUACGCAGACCCUGGAGCCCAGGAUGUUGAGCAUCAAAGACCAUACGCUUCCACAACCACUGUUAGACAUCAUCGAAUGGCGCGGUUACAAGGAUCCUUGUAGAGAGGCAAUAGUUCUACCUCUACGACCAACCAAUGCAGACAACGUGUCUUUCAUCGCCAUGCUCAAUAGACAGAUCGCCACGUCGUUGGCGUCAGUACUGCUUUUCGAAGGUGAGGUGCGGCAAAGCAAAGAAGUCGCGGAGAUGGCUACCCUACAAAGAGAACAGAUGUCUCGACAGCUCCAACUUCAGACCGGACGAAUGCGCCGAAUGACCGAACUAUCGCCCAUGGGCAUGUAUCUAUUCAAUCCGGAUGGACUUUUAUUGGAGGCGAACGAGAAAUACUACGAGAUGACAGGUGUCUCACCUACAGGAACCAAACUACCUUGGACUAUUGAGAUGAUGGUGGGUGAGAGCAGGCAAGUGGCACAAGACAUGUGGAACUAUAUGAUAACUCACCAUAAGCCAGCAAGUCGUGAGCUACAAUUCGCCAAUUCGACAUUCCAGCCCCGAGAUAUCGACGGUUCACUAAUUGAAUAUUGGGUCCUCUCUGCUAGUCAGCCAGAGCUAAGCCCCGAUGGUGAGCUGAUCAGCAUCAUGGGCUCGCUCACGGACAUUUCGCAUUUGAAGUGGGCGCAGGGUCUGCAAGAACGAAGACUACGGGAGGCAGAAGAGGCAAAGCGUCAACAGAACGAAUUCAUCGACAUCACGUCGCACGAGAUGAGAAACCCGCUUUCCGCGAUCUUGAUAUGUGCCGACGAUAUCAAAGAUACUCUGACGCAGUAUCAAUUCUCAUGCACUGGCGAUCGAAAGAUGGCCCAGGACUGUAUCGAGGCUGCUGAGAACAUCACUCUUUGUGUUCAGCAUCAAAAGUCGAUCGUCGACGAUAUUCUCACGGUCUCAAAGCUGGACUCGAAUCUUCUCCGCAUCACUCCAAUUCCAGCGCAGCCUAUCAUCGUUGUACAGCGGUCUAUGGCAAUGUUCCGUCCUGAAAUACAAGCCAAGAACAUUGACUUCAAGUUCGUUCCACAUCGGAGUAUCCGCGAUCUCGACAUUGACUGGGUCAUUCUUGAUCCAAGUCGACUCCUUCAAAUUAUCGUCAACCUUAUUACCAAUGCCAUCAAGUUCACUAUGGACGCACCAGUUCGCUCGAUCACAGUUCAUGUCUGUGCUCAUGCGGAAUCGCCAGACUUUGGCGUACCAGAAGGAUUCCAAUUUGUUCCGCCAAGACAAAUCGUGAGCGAAUUCGGAAACGGCGAGGGUUGGGGCUCAGGCUCGUUUGUCUAUCUUCGGUUCAAUGUCCAGGACACUGGAUGCGGUUUGUCGCCUCAGCAGAUAUCGCUGCUAUUCGAGAAGUUUGCGCAAGCUUACGGCGGUAGCGGUCUCGGACUCUUCAUCUCGCGCCAACUUGCCGAGCUUCACGGCGGUCAAAUCGGCGUCUCGUCACAAGCUGGCGUCGGCAGUACUUUCGGGUUCUACUUGAAAUGCAAACGCAUGAUUGCAAAAAAACCUACGAUCUCAACGGAUACAGUGAAGCACGCUCUAGACGCCGAACACGCGGCAUCUUCGCGCAAAAUCAGCGCCGCAGCUGCGAACCAGAACUCCACAGCGCCCGCUGCCACGCCUAAGGAAGUUGAGACCCCGGUACAAGCACAGAUUCCCCGGCCCACAAACGACAAGAAAGACGAAGAAGAAGAUGACCGACUUCACGUUCUUGUCGUCGAAGACAAUCUAGUCAACCAAAAGGUACUAGUGAAACAGCUCACAAAAACUGGCUGUGUCACACAUACCGCCGAUAACGGCGUCUGGGCAUUGAAGCAUCUCGCGAAAACGAGAUUUUGCGUUGCUGAUGGCAUGCCACUCACCAUCAUUCUCAUGGACUGCGAGAUGCCGGAGAUGGACGGCCUCACCUGCUGCAGGAAGAUACGAGAGAUGGAGGAACGGAAAGAGAUUACGAAGCAUGUGCCAAUCAUUGCGGUCACCGCGAAUAUUCGAGGGGGACAGAUGGAUGACGCAAAGGAAGCGGGUAUGGAUGAUGUUGUGGGAAAGCCGUUCAGGAUUCCGGAUCUCUUGGCGAAGAUGAAGGCCUUGCUGAAGAAGCUAGAGGACUGA